Molecule: messenger RNA, 1156 nt
Organism: Punica granatum (pomegranate)
Lineage: Eukaryota; Viridiplantae; Streptophyta; Magnoliopsida; Myrtales; Lythraceae
Source: RefSeq, a predicted model, not a curated record
AUAGAUAAUACAGACAAAAAAAAAACCCUCCCAAAAUCUUCCCACCAAACCUUCCCCACGAAAUUUCCGAGGGAAACCCAAACACGACAUCCAUCCCAAAUCCAAAUCCAAAUCCAAAUCCAAAUCCAAUCCCGAUGUACAAGGAAACGCCCCCGCCAUCAUGGCCCGAGUCGAACCGCCCCCGGACAGGCUGGUCCCGGUUUGAGGACAAGCUCUUUGAGCAAGCUCUGGUGGUCUUCCCCGAGGAGCUCCCCGACCGCUGGCGGAGGAUCGCCGGAGAGCUUCCCGGUAGGUCGCCCGUGGAGGUGAGGGAGCACUAUGAAGCCCUUGUCCAUGAUGUCUCCGAGAUCGACUCCGGCCGGGUCGAGCUGCCCAGCUACGCCGACGAGUCGGCGGAAGGCGGCUUAGCAGAGGGCUGGGACCCCGCGGGUCAGAUCUCCUUCGGUUCAAAGCCCAAGCAUGGCGAUGUUGAGCGGAAGAAGGGGACCCCGUGGACAGAGGAAGAACACAGGUUAUUCUUGGUUGGGCUCAAAAAGUACGGUAAGGGUGACUGGAGAAGCAUUUCGAGGAAUGUGGUUGUUACUAGAACCCCGACUCAGGUUGCUAGUCACGCCCAGAAAUACUUCCUCCGGCAAACUUCUGGAAAGAAAGAGAGGAAGCGUUCGAGCAUCCAUGAUAUCACCACUGCUGAUAGCAACCUAGUCUCUGCACCAGUGGAUCAGAACUGGAUUUCGGGCAUGGGAUCUCAAGGUCAGGAGCAGUUUCCCGCCCCGAACCAGCUGCCCGAUCAAGGUCUGGGAGGGUCAUUAGGGUACCAAAAUUUUGGUCAUUCCUUGUAAAGUUCAAUUAAAAGCGCCAUACCCGUUAAACCCGUUUCUUGUACAUAUAAAAGAAACGAAUGGUUAGCUAGGACAUGACUUAGAAACCUCAUUCAUGAAUAUCUGUCUCAUCUAUCUGUUCUAGGAAAUUAUAGUAGAUGUUCAGAAAGAUUAGGAUUUUGGGGCCUGUGGAGUUAGAAAUUGGUGUUAUUGGUUGUUGUUAUAGGAAUCUCUUCUUACGGGUUCUAAAUAUAAGAACAUAAUUGCUCGGAAGUACAGUUUGGAAGAUGUAUUCGCGUAGGAACCAUUCAAUGAAAUAGAAUAUUUAUUCAAGUAAA